UUCCAUGUUCAAGAAUAAAUUGUCUCGUUCCCUAGGGAUCAUAGAGCUCUGCUAUCAACCAUUUCAUAUUUAGGUUGAUAUUUUACCGAACCCAGGUACACUACCGAUGAUAACGUGUCAAAUGCACCUCUUCUUAUAAUGGGAAGACUCGGGCCUUUAACGUCCCUAGCUCUGGGACGAUCCCCCUACGAUGACGUCGUGGAGGGGGAAGGUGAGGUAGACCCUCAUGAGCCCGAGAAGCAGUACGAUGAAACAGGACGUAUUGUAAACCACCAGACUAAGGAUAUCAUCAAGAAUGUUAUUCGGGCCCAUAAUGAGGUCAUGGAAGUUAUUGGAGUUGCCGAGCCUGAAAACGGUGGUAUCAGCGCCGCCGACCUAGAAAUAGCAAAGCAGUACCACGAGUACGAGAGCGACACAGGAAUCAUUUUGCACCAACUUGGCGCCUCGCUUGGUGUAUUAAGCACCUGGGGUGUCCUCAACAUACAACGACGCAUCCUGGUGUAUAAGAGACGUGCUGAUGUGUCAUUCUUGCGACUGUUGCAGAACGAGUGCGAACGCCAUUCUCUUCUGCAAUUAUGUUUUGCUGGCUAUCCAUGCUACAUGAGCAUGUAUAGUCUACGUUUAGUUUCUAGACAACUCAAGCUAUUCAUGAAAAGAGGGCAUCCGUUAAUCGACGGUGCUAUAGAAUACAUCCGCUUCCAUCUACACUUAUUCCUCACCAUGCAGCGUUUAGACAUGAUUCCCGCUUCCCAGUGGCUUCCCAGUCCUAGUUUCUUUAUACCAUUUUCUAGCUCAUCGCCAUUUCCAGCACCUCCCCCGCUUGAGUCACUGGAUGUCUCCGGUAUCUCUACCUGGAUCGGGAAGAUUGUGGUGAACCUAGCCCCUUACGCUACAUUCUAUGUAUGUGGCCGCUUUUGGCAGUCAGUAUGCACCCUCUUGAGGUCACGCAUACGAGAGCACUUGCCACGGCCCUUUAGUCCGCCUGCGAACAACCGGGCAUCAGUGCCUCCUAGUUCACCUCAACGGCAGGCUAUUCCAGAGUCGCCGACUUUAGGGGCAGCCGAUCAGGAGAUUAGGCACCAGACUCCUGAAGCAGAUGCUCCAACUUCAUUGGCUUUGGACCAGCCCAGCGGAGAAACCAUCCCAGUGGGAUCGAUUAGAAGACGAGGCACGUUUUCGAGCCGCGGCGGAGAAGACUAUGCGACAGACGAAGAAGAUGCCGAGAUGGUCAACCCGACUCUAAUAAGCUUUGAUGUCGAUACUAGCGAAUCCACUGAACCGCCUACUGGCGUAUGGUCUGCCGAACUGCGACCAAGCUUUUCAGGGGAUGCCCGGCAACAACCAAGAGAGGCACCCCUUUAUAUCGUGAACCCUCUUACCAGUCUCCCAAGCACGUUUGCGGCGGACAUACUCGCCGAUUUCAUGACGAAUAUAUUGUUAAUGCCCUUGGACUCCCAUGCAAUUCCCAUUGCGGCAAGGGCUCUUGCCCGCAGAAGAGGCCUUCCAUAUGACGGCAUGUGUGACGGGAGUUUUCUAGGAGGUCUUACUCCCCGGGGAGUCCUCAACAUCAUUUUAUUAGACAUGGCCAGACUCCUCAUCUCCGGCGAGGUUUGGGCUCUCACUACUGUACUCUCGCGGUGGCUACAUGUCACCGAGGAUGAGUUUCGGGAGAUUCGCAAGGAAGAAGAAGACAUAAUCGGAUGCAUUGUGCAGUAGGAUGCACGCAGGUGGUCUAGAAGAUUUCUACACGAGUCAAGGCCCUUGGCCUGGUAACAACUAGGUGUCCAGGUACCUAUUAUAGUGGGCUCGAGAAUAACCCGGGGAAGCUUGCAUUGCAUUCGUAAUAUCUGUAUUUUGUGCGGAUGGCUAGUCAGAUGUCACUGACGAGACUACCUACCUAAUGAUACCAGCGCUGUGGGAACCGGGGCAUGAAGGAAGUUAUGGAUAUGGGUUAUUCAGAUACAAAUGCAGCAAUCAUGAAGUUUAACAAACGACUCCAAAUGAUAGCCUUUACCCAAGCGGGCUGCUACGG
Messenger RNA from Hypoxylon fragiforme, 2032 nucleotides. RefSeq lists its product as uncharacterized. The transcript has 3 exons. Bases 139 to 1716 code for a protein of 525 amino acids. The record is from RefSeq and is a predicted model, not a curated record. NCBI's taxonomy places the organism in Eukaryota, Fungi, Ascomycota, Sordariomycetes, Xylariales, Hypoxylaceae.